GAACACACUGAAACAAUGAACACUAACAGGCCAGUGUGGGAAGGAAGGUCCUCAGCUUUGUGGAUCAGGCCCCAGGGAGAGAUGCCAAAGCAGAGGGCAGGCUCUGAAUUUACACCUCUGCAGCCUGUUUUUUUAUCAGAGUCACGUGGGCUGCAGACUUGGGCCAAGCCUUUAAAUUCAAAGCAAGCUGGAGGGGGUGGGUUGGAGGCUUGGCGUGGCCUCAGGCUGUGUAAGGUGGCGGGCCUGUUGCCAGCCAUGCGGAGGUUGAGAGUUGUCUCAUUCCUGGACACGAUCAGCUUGCUGCAGGCCCUGGGCACACAGGCAUGGAAGCCAUACUCACUUGAACAAACAAAGCGGAAGCAUCGGAUGGCAUUUACACAGCCUGGGAUUAUUUUCUACAAAGAAGCAACUGGGAACCUCGGUGUAGCAGAGGGUACCCUAGAGGAACUCGAUGAUUCUCUCCAUGUCCUGACCCCAUCCGUGGAUGACUCUGCAUGUGUUCACGUGGGGAGAGGGAAGCUGUUAUCCAUACCUCAAGAGCUGCUGUCGCUUGGAAUGCACAGAGUGAUCAGACAGCAAGCUGGGCAUCUUCCAAACCCAGGGAUCAAACCCACAUCUCCUGCAUUGGCAAGCGGAUUCUUUACCACUGAGCCACCAGGGAAGUAUAAGUGUAUAAAAGGAUAGCCAGAUUUUGGAGUUUGUCCACAGUCCUUGCAAUAGAUUUCAAAAGUCUUUCCAAACUGGCUCUCAAUUUAUAUUCCCAAAAGCAGUGUAUGAAAGAUUUACAUCCUCAGUAUCCUCUCUUUACUUGCAAAGUAUAUAUGCUUUUUGAGUUCAUUAGUCAUUUGGGUUCCAUCUUCAUGGAGCUGUCUUUUAUUUUCAUAAAUUGCUUGCUUGCCCUCAUCUAAGUUGCUUUUCUUGAGAUCUUUACAUACUGUGCAUACAGGUCUUAUCUUUUACAUACUUUA
This is a messenger RNA of Bubalus bubalis (water buffalo), 968 nucleotides long. RefSeq lists its product as uncharacterized. Bases 16 to 684 code for a protein of 222 amino acids. The record is from RefSeq and is a predicted model, not a curated record. The transcript has 4 exons. NCBI's taxonomy places the organism in Eukaryota, Metazoa, Chordata, Mammalia, Artiodactyla, Bovidae.